Messenger RNA from Aspergillus candidus, 1068 nucleotides. RefSeq names its product DUF3431 domain-containing protein. Lineage: Eukaryota; Fungi; Ascomycota; Eurotiomycetes; Eurotiales; Aspergillaceae. The record is from RefSeq and is a predicted model, not a curated record. The transcript is spliced from 3 exons. Bases 1 to 1068 code for a protein of 355 amino acids.
AUGAGAGCCUUUGAACGCAUUUGCACGGUAGCCGUGCUGUUAAUUCUUUGCAUGCUGAUCACUGAGCGACACUCGUCUGUGAUCCAGUCGAAAUGGGACGAUAUCCGCAGUUUUUCUUUCUCAUUGCAGGCCGGAAAGCGCAGCGGUGUCGCGCAAAGUGAUACAGACAAGCAGGGUGCCAACUCGACCGCUCGACCAGUCAUUCGUUCGCCAGAUACCCGGACACAAGUCUUAUACCCGGACCCAACGCCGGCUUCGUCGCGUAAACGGCUCAAUGCGCAGCGCCUUGCGCCGUCGCGAGGAGACCAGAUAGGCAAAGGGGACCAAAUAGUUAUGGAUGAGGCGUCUGGGCUUCAGAUGAGAGACGGCGUCAUCGUCGUGGGGAGAUUGUCCAACGAAGACACAAGCUGGAUCUUGCGCGAUCUACCCGAAUGGCAAAACGCAAUCUACACCGUCGACGACCCCAGCGCACCUCUCUCGGUUUCUAAAAACAAAGGCAAAGAAGCCAACGCGUACCUCCAAUACAUCAUCGACAACUACCACAACCUCCCAGAAACAAUCAUCUUCCUCCACAGUCACCGCGACGGCUACCCGCAAGCAUGGCAUACCGAGUUCAGCCAGCACAGCAACGUCGAGACUGUCCAGAUGCUGCAGACAGACCACAUCCAGCGCAACGGCUACGCCAACCUACGCUGUAAUCCGAACCCGGGUUGUCCCGACGAGAUCCGGCCGUUCCUGCCGUCCUCCUCUUCUUCCGUUUUGCAGAACAGUGGGGCCAAGGACACAGACUUGGCGUUCGCGAGAGCCUGGGUCAGCUUCUUCAAUAGUACGGAUGUUCCGGACGUGGUGGCCACGCCGUGCUGUGCGCAGUUUGCGGUGUCAAGGAAGCAGGUGCUAAAGAGACCCCUCAGCGCCUACACACAGUAUCAUCGCUGGUUGAUGCAGACGGAGCUGGAGGAUGAUGUUAGUGGGAGGGUGAUGGAGUAUAUGUGGCAUAUUAUAUUCGGGCAGGACCCGGUUUAUUGUCCCGAUAUAAGCGAUUGCUAUUUUGACGUGUACGGCAUCUGA